AUGCCGUCCUAUGUUAUUACUGGGGCCUCUAGGGGUCUUGGGUGGGAGUUCCUUCGCCAGCUGUCUAGUGAUUCGAACAAAACCGUGAUCGGUAUUGUUCGCAACAAGGCUCAAACUGAAGAGAAGGUGAAGGAAGAAUUGCCGGAACGUAGCAACAUCCAUAUUGUGCAGGCCGACAUCACCGAUUAUGCUGCUUUGAAGGCCGCGGCCGCCGAGACUGCAACGAUCACUGGUGGGGGGCUCGAUUAUCUGAUCGCCAACGCCGGGCUGGUGUCCCGCUUCGAUGCUUACGAUCCAAUCGGGGUUCUGGGACAGCAGCCCGAAGCCCUCGAAAAUGACCUUACCCAGUGUUUUAAAGUUAAUGUGGUCAGCAACAUUCACUUGUUCAACUUGUUCACACCCCUGAUCUUGAAAGGAGAAGCCAAGAAAGUUAUCGCCAUCUCCAGUGGUCAGGCCGCCCUCGAUGCUAUUCCGAAGUUAGGAAUCGAGGUCGCGUCUCUCUACGCCAUCAGCAAGGCGGGUCUGAACACUGCCGUGGCCAAGUUCAGCGCGCAGUAUGCCAAAGAUGGUGUCCUUUUCAUGAGCAUUUGUCCCGGGAUGGUUGAUACGGGCCACUUUGCCGACGUAACGGCAGAGCAAAUGAAGGGCUUGCAAGGAAUGCUGGGUGCAUUCGCCCAGUAUGCACCCAACUUCAAAGGUCCGAGUCCGCCAGAGGCUGCAGUGAAGGAUGUGAUCUCGGUCAUGAACAAUGCUAGCGUCAGUGGCGGCGAUGGCGGCUCCUUUGUAUCGCACUACGGCAACCAACAGUGGCUGUAG
Penicillium macrosclerotiorum is the source of this 816-nucleotide messenger RNA. RefSeq lists its product as uncharacterized. Gene Ontology annotation, molecular function: oxidoreductase activity, acting on the CH-OH group of donors, NAD or NADP as acceptor. The transcript has 5 exons. NCBI's taxonomy places the organism in Eukaryota, Fungi, Ascomycota, Eurotiomycetes, Eurotiales, Aspergillaceae. The record is from RefSeq and is a predicted model, not a curated record. The coding region runs from base 1 to 816 and encodes 271 amino acids.